Messenger RNA from Octopus bimaculoides (California two-spot octopus), 447 nucleotides. RefSeq lists its product as uncharacterized. The record is from RefSeq and is a predicted model, not a curated record. Lineage: Eukaryota; Metazoa; Mollusca; Cephalopoda; Octopoda; Octopodidae.
AUGAACGAACUUCUUGGAGAUCAACAAAUAGAAGAAUCUUACCUCAAAGAGGUUUUCUUUACUAAAUUGCCUUACAAGACACAAACCUUGCUUUCGGCUGUGAAAAAUCAAAACUCUCUUCAACAAUUGGCAGAUUUAGCGGAUGGCAUUUUGGAAUUGUCAUCUAGAGAGUCUGUAAAUGCAAUUCCUUCAAUCUCUGAUGAAAUACAAGCAUUGAAGGAGAGUUAUGAAAAACAAUUUGACUUAUUGACGGAGAAAAUUGAAAGUCUUCAGUUCGAAAGCGACAGUCACUCAAAUACAAGAAACACAAGACGACGAAGGAGAUCGAAAAGUCCCAAAAGAAACGCCAUAUGCUGGUACCAUUCAAAGUUUGGUGAAAAAUCUUAUCGCUGUGUGAAACCAUAUUUCAUGAUUGAUAUAGAAUUGGAAGGCAUUGUGAUCUUGUAA